Messenger RNA from Penicillium taxi, 702 nucleotides. RefSeq lists its product as uncharacterized. The record is from RefSeq and is a predicted model, not a curated record. The transcript has a single exon. NCBI's taxonomy places the organism in Eukaryota, Fungi, Ascomycota, Eurotiomycetes, Eurotiales, Aspergillaceae. Bases 1 to 702 code for a protein of 233 amino acids.
AUGACUUCUCGACUUACUGGGUCUAAGAAUCCUCGCUACAAGCCAUGUGAUUGCCUACUUAGAGUCGGUAUUCCAUGUAAGAUCUGGGGAGAGGAUGUUCUUUUCUACCAUGGCGUGCCUACCCUUGUGUUUGAUCUCUUCAUUCUCGUCUCCGACCCAGAGGCUUCUAGACAAUUGGUCAGCCACGGUUAUAUUCGUACAACACCGAAUAAGCGUUUCAUAAAAAUUCCAGAGCUCAGCAGCCAGGCUCCCCGCUUAGUAUUAGCAGAGAAGAUCAUGGAGAUUCCCUCAAUGACUUCAGAUGCUACUGGUUUAUUACAGGCCGAUGAUACUGUUCUACCUGGCGUGGUUCUACUUUCGGCUACGGAAUGGAACUAUUCUCUUCCACAUUCUCUCGCUGAUCUUCAGGAGCUUAUUCCAUCACUUCAUGAAUACUUUGAUAGUAUUGUAGAGAAGUGGAUGGAUUUAACAGCAAACAUGCAUAGUUUACGGCGCUACCUUGCAAUUCACAUUCACUAUCAUUCAGUUUAUCUUGACGAAUUCUGGACAAAAGAGUUCGAGAAUGAAAUACGUUUAGAGCAUCGGCAGCUCCUAUUUGAUAUCAUGGCGGAUGGAGCUGGCGGCAACGUGGAUUUACUCGAUAGAGAAUGCCAGAUCUAUCACCAAAGCAUCAGGAAUCAGAUAUUGGAAAAAAAAGUUUGA